CGCCUUACAAACAGCCAAUCGGAAGGGCAGUGGCAUUGUUGUUGUCCUGUCACAGGGGGUUGCGCCGCGGAGCAGCUCGCCCAGCCCGCUGCUACUGAGUGAGAGUCUUGGGGAGGCCCGCGCCCCUUCCUCUGGGUCGCGCCUUCGCCGCCGCCGCAGCGGGCGGGGCGAUGCAGCCUCCAGGCCCCCAGCAGCCGCCCCUCUAUGCGCCCAGCAACGGGGACUUCACCUUCGUCUCCUCGGCCGAGGCGGAAGGAAGUACUACUUCACACAAUGCACAAUCAACCUGUGGAACUUGUUGCUGGGAGAUGUUGUGAAAGCCAAAAGUAUACUGGGUUCAGAAAAGAAUUAGAUCUUAGUGGCUCUAUAGCAUCUCCAGAUGUUAAGCUAAAUCUUGGAGGAGGAGGAGAAGGAGGAGAAGAGUUCAUCAAAGAAUCUACUGCAACAACAUUCUUGAGACAGAGAGGAUAUGGCUGGCUUCUGGAAGUAGAAGAUGAUGACCCAGAAGAUAACAAGCCACUCCUGGAGGAACUGGACAUUGAUCUGAAGGAUAUUUACUACAAAAUUCGAUGUGUGUUGAUGCCUAUGCCAUCUCUUGGGUUUAAUAGACAGGUAGUGAGAGACAACCCUGAUUUUUGGGGCCCUCUGGCAGUUGUCCUCUUCUUCUCAAUGGUUUCAUUAUAUGGACAGUUCAAGGUGGUUUCUUGGAUUAUAACUAUAUGGAUAUUUGGAUCCUUGACAAUUUUUUUAUUGGCCAGAGUUCUUGGAGGAGAAGUUGCAUAUGGGCAAGUUCUUGGUGUGAUAGGAUAUUCUCUACUUCCACUCAUUGUAAUAGCACCUAUCCUCUUGGUGGCUGGAUCAUUUGAAGUUGUAUCUACACUAAUAAAAGUACAAGACCCAAGAGUAAGAAUCUUGCAAGAUGACAUUCAGAGAAGCAGAAUUACAGCUGUUUGGAGUCUUUUGGGCUGCAUACAGUGCUGCUUCAUUACUAGUUGGAGAAGAAUUUAAGACUAAGAAGCCCCUUCUGAUUUAUCCAAUCUUUUUAUUAUACAUCUACUUCUUGUCCUUAUACACCGGGGUGUGACCUGAAGUGUUGGAUGUGGCCAGAAACAAUAUUUUAUUCACAUGCAGACUGGUAAAACAUAAAAUUAAGGAGGCUGGAGAAAAUAGGAGUGACUGUUUUGUAUCCAGUUGUUGAAAGGUUUUAAGACUUAAACACACAUUUGUGUAUAUUAUUUAAUUAAGCAGUUAUAGCUAUGUGGAUUUGUAUCAGAGUUCUAGGUUUAAGAUUCUUUAGAUUUUCAUGAACUAAAUAUAAGAACUUUGUGUUUUAUAAGAUUGUGUAGCAAAAAUACAGCUUGAUACCUGUGCCAUAAGCACCAGGACCAGAUUACUAUAUUACAUUGAAUGGGAAUAUGAAAAAAUAUUGGUAAUGGUCUCAAAGUGCAAUUUUUAUUUUCUGUUAAAUACAGCUGGCUUUUUUGGCACAGCAAAUUCUGUAUAUAUUUAUGAAACAGUCCUGAUGGCUCACAGAAUAGGCUCUAUAAUUGAGACAUGACGAUAUUAGUAUGUUUUAUGUUAGAGCCCCAGAUUUCUUUUCUUUUAUUUGGCUUUUGAGAUUUUAUAAAUUCUAAUUUACUUUGGGAAGAAAAGUGUACAUGUGUAUUUUGUAUCUCUUGCUUGUGUGUAGCAUAUAUACUCCUUGUUUAAGGAUGUAUAUUGGGUCUUCAACACUUGAAGACCCAAGCAUUUGAAUUAAGAGUUGCAUUUAUAUCUCUGCCAAAUGGAGCAAGACGUACACUAUGUGACAUUAAUUCAUUAAAUGGUUUAUUUGCAGAAUCAAAUUAUUUUAUAUUUAACAAGUUCUGAACUUGAAGUCACACAAAAACAACUUUCAACUGCAGCAUUGGAAUAAGGUCUGGGAGAACAAAGAUAAUGUAUCAAAUUUGUGACCUUGAGCAAUGUUUUAAAAUGACAAAAUAAACAGACUACUUCUCUAA
Messenger RNA from Caretta caretta (loggerhead turtle), 2000 nucleotides. The record is from RefSeq and is a predicted model, not a curated record. NCBI's taxonomy places the organism in Eukaryota, Metazoa, Chordata, Testudines, Cheloniidae.